Molecule: messenger RNA, 12386 nt
Organism: Stegostoma tigrinum
Lineage: Eukaryota; Metazoa; Chordata; Chondrichthyes; Orectolobiformes; Stegostomatidae
Product: receptor tyrosine-protein kinase erbB-4-like
Exons: 31
Coding region: 309-4454 (1381 amino acids)
Biological process (GO): positive regulation of cell population proliferation; multicellular organism development; protein phosphorylation
Cellular component (GO): signaling receptor complex; basal plasma membrane
Molecular function (GO): transmembrane receptor protein tyrosine kinase activity; ATP binding; epidermal growth factor receptor binding
Source: RefSeq, a predicted model, not a curated record
CACUGGGCACAGACAGAGAGAAAAUGAGCAGCAAGCCUGGCACAUAGACCGGUCAGAAGCACUGAACCCCCAGCGCGGAAACAGCGCUCUGAAUUUAAAACAUAACACCGAGACAACAGGAGGGAGCAACUUACAAACAAACCCAAAAAACCCCCCAGCAGCAACAGCAAAAAAAGUUAACCCUCACUUUCUGCGGAUACAGUGGUAGUCAUGUAAUUUUUUUUGCUUUGAAUGCACAGACUGUCUGACACAGCCGCUCCCGUACCAACACAGAGAGAGGGGCCAGAGAAAAAAAUAACUGGGAGAAAAUGAAGUUGGCCGCUCUUCUGUUUGUGAGUGUUUUCUGUGCAACGUUGAAGGUGCAGGAAGUAAUUUCACAGUCAGUGUGUGCCGGCACAGAGAAUAAGCUCAGCACGCUCUCUGACCUGGAGCAGCAGUAUCGAGCACUCCGGAAGAAUUAUGAAAACUGCGAAGUUGUCAUGGGCAACCUGGAGAUCACGAACAUCGACCGAAACAGGGACCUCUCCUUCCUGAGGUCCAUUCGAGAAGUCACAGGAUAUAUCCUUGCAGCCCUGAACCAGUUUGAGUAUCUGCCUUUGGAAAAUCUAAGAAUUAUUCGUGGCACAAAGUUGUAUGAAGAACGAUACGCACUCACGAUCCUGCUUAACUACAAGAAAGAUGGGGCCUUUGGAUUGAGGCAAUUGGGUUUGCAAAACAUGACAGAAAUCCUGAAUGGAGGCAUCUAUAUUGACCAGAACAAAUUUCUCUGCUAUGUCAACACUAUUCAUUGGCAAGAUAUUGUGCGUGACCCACCAAGUACAGAUAUUAUAAUUGUUCCCACCAACACCACCGUGGAGUGUGGGAGAUGCCACACGACAUGCAAUGGCCGAUGCUGGGGACCAUCGGAGAACCAAUGUCAGACCCUCACGAAGACGGUGUGUGCCCAGCAGUGUGAUGAGCGAUGCUUCAGCCCAUUUGUCAGCGACUGCUGCCAUCGGGAAUGUGCGGGUGGCUGCUCAGGGCCAAAGGACACAGAUUGUUUUGCCUGUACCAAUUUCAACGACAGCGGAGCCUGUGUUAUUCAGUGCCCUUUGCCAUUCUUUUACAACACUAUAACUUUCCAGGUGGAGCCCAAUCCCAACGCCAAGUAUACGUAUGGAGCAUUCUGUGUCAAGAAGUGUCCACAUAACUUUGUGGUGGAUCACAGUUCUUGUGUACGAGCUUGCCCGAGCAACAAGAUGGAAGUGGAAGAAAACGGAAUCAAAGUGUGUAAACCCUGCACGGACAUUUGUCCUAAAGCUUGUGAUGGAAUCGGAACUGGAAGUUUGCAGAUGGCGAAAACCGUAGACUCGAGCAACAUCGACAAGUUUAUGAACUGCACCAAGAUCAAUGGAAACCUUAUCUUUCUUAUCACUGGCAUUGAGGGUGACCCCUAUCAUAAUAUUGCUGCGUUGGAUCCAGAAAAGCUGAAUGUCUUCCGUACAGUCCGAGAGAUAACAGGUUUUUUGAAUAUUCAGUCCUGGCCAAGGAAUAUGACGGACUUCAACGUGUUUGCUAACCUGGUGACAAUAGGUGGUCGAAGUCUUUACAGUGGGAUCUCACUACUGAUUCUGAAGCAACAGUGGAUAACGUCGCUUCACUUCCAGUCCUUGGUGGAAAUCAGCGCAGGCAAUGUGUAUGUGUCCGACAACCCCAACCUGUGCUAUUAUCACACAGUCAACUGGACCGUGCUCUUCAGAACCAGUUUGCAGAAACCGGUUAUAAAGAACAACAGAAAUUCACAGAAUUGCACCUCUGACAGGAUGAUGUGUGACCCUUUGUGCUCCGAUGAUGGGUGCUGGGGUCCAGGCCCAAACCAGUGCCUGUCUUGCAGAUUCUUCCGUAGAGGCAGGACUUGCAUCGAAUCUUGCAACCUGUACGAAGGGGAUUUUCGAGAAUUCGCAAAUGGUACUGUCUGCAUGGAAUGUGAUGAGCAGUGUGAGAAAAUGGAUGAAGAUGUGUUAACGUGUCAUGGAACGGGCCCUGACCAUUGCACCAAGUGCUCCCACUUCAAGGAUGGGCCCAACUGUGUGGAGAAGUGCCCCGAUGGACUUCAUGGCGCCAAGGGUUUCAUCUUCAAGUAUGCUGACUCCAACCAUGAGUGCCAUCCUUGCCAUGCCAACUGCACCCAGGGGUGCACAGGCCCUCGUAUUAAGGACUGCAUCGAGAUGAUGGAUAGGACUCCUCUGAUAGCAGCUGGUGUAAUCGGUGGGCUCUUCAUCGUGGUCAUUCUGGCUCUGGUGUUUGCUGUGUACGUGAGGAGGAAACGCAUCAAGAAGAAACGAGCCAUGCGCCGGUUUUUGGAAACUGAGUUGGUGGAACCUCUAACCCCCAGUGGUGCUGCACCUAAUCAGGCACAGCUUAGGAUCCUCAAGGAGACAGAACUGAAAAGAAUCAAGAUUCUGGGUUCUGGUGCAUUUGGGACAGUUUACAAAGGCAUCUGGGUCCCAGAGGGGGAGACGGUGAAGAUUCCUGUGGCCAUUAAGAUCCUCCGUGAAAGAACAGGUCCCAAGGCGAAUGUAGAAUUCAUGGAUGAGGCCCUUAUAAUGGCCAGUAUGGACCAUCCACAUCUGGUUCGACUUUUGGGUGUAUGCCUCAGUCCCACAAUCCAGUUGGUCACGCAGCUGAUGCCCCAUGGCUGCCUCCUGGACUACGUCCGUGAACACAAGGAUAAUAUCGGAUCCCAGCUGCUUCUGAAUUGGUGUGUCCAGAUUGCAAAGGGUAUGAUGUACCUGGAGGAGAGACGGCUGGUUCAUCGAGACUUGGCAGCAAGGAACGUCUUGGUAAAGUCACCGAAUCACAUUAAGAUCACGGACUUCGGCUUGGCCAGGCUGUUGGAUGUGGAUGAGAAAGAGUACAAUGCAGAUGGUGGGAAGAUGCCAAUUAAGUGGAUGGCUUUGGAAUGUAUUCACUAUCGGAAAUUUACCCAUCAAAGUGACGUGUGGAGCUAUGGAGUCACGAUUUGGGAGUUGAUGACUUUUGGCGGGAAGCCGUACGAUGGAAUUCCAGCCCGUGAAAUACCAGACAUCUUGGAAAAAGGAGAGCGCCUUCCACAACCACCAAUCUGUACCAUUGAUGUCUACAUGGUGAUGGUGAAAUGCUGGAUGAUUGAUGCUGACAGCAGACCCAAGUUUAAAGAAUUGGCAGCGGAAUUCUCUCGAAUGGCUCGAGAUCCACAGAGGUACUUGGUAAUUCAGGGAGAUGACCAUAUGAAGCUGCCGAGCCCGAAUGAUAGCAAGUUCUUCCAGAGCCUGCUUGACGAAGAGGAGCUGGAAGACAUAAUGGAUGCGGAGGAGUACCUGGUCCCACAGGCCUUCAACAUCCCACCACCAAUCUACAGCUCAAGACCAAGGAUUGAUUCCAACAGGAUUUCUCAUGAUGUUGAAAGCCUCGAUCAAAUCUCCUCUCAACCUACUCUUUCCCAAAGUGAACAGCCCCAGCUUCUCCAGUCUAGCCACAGCCAAACAGGACACAGCCCUCCUCCUGCCUACACACCUAUGUCAGGAUAUCCCCAUGUUGCGUUAGUCCACUGCUCCAAUUCCACCUGUGCCUUUCAUUCCAAAGAUGUGCUCACAGAAUCACCAAAGAAUCAGUUUGUGUACCGCGAUGGGCUCUUUGGACCAGAGGAAGGGAUGUCCCUGCACAGCCGGCCGCCCACCUGUGCCAGCUCUGCCACGUUGGAGGAUCAGGGUGCUGCCUCGUCGCUGGAGGUCUUUGACGAUGCCUGUUGCAACGGGACGCUGAGGAAGCAGGUGCCACGCCCGAGGGAGGACAGUGCCACCCAGCGGUACAGCGCAGACCCUACGGUCUUCCUGUCAGAGCAUGGGCAAAGGAGUGAGCUGGAUGAGGAUGGCUACAUGACUCCCAUUCAGGAUAAAAAGACAAAAGGGGUUUGUGAGCGAGUGGGUACCACCCAGGAGGAGCGAACACUUUCAAGACCAUCCAAGGCAGACGCCAAGGUCAAAUUGUCACGCGCUGAAUACCUGAACCCAGUGGAAGAGAACCCAUUUGUUACUCUUCGGAAGAAUGGUGAUGUCCACGCUUUGGACAACCCAGAGUACCACAAUGUUCCAGAGGGGCAACAGACCACCGAGGAUGAGUAUGUGAAUGAGCCCCUCUAUCUCAACACUUUCGUCAACAUGGUUGAGAACCCAGAGUACCUGCAGGAUAAGAUCACCAUUUCGGAAAAUGUUGAUAAGGCUUUUGACAAUCCUGACUACUGGAACCACAGUUACCCUCCCAAAACCGCCAUGCACAACCCUGAGUAUCUGCAGGAGUAUGGCACAAAGUUUUUUUACAAGCAGAAUGGACGCAUCAAGCCUAUUGUAGCAGAGAACCCAGAGUAUCUCUCAGAGUUCUCAAUAAAGCCAGGAACUGUACUGCCUUCAUACGGACAGCGGAAUACGGUGGUGUAACCCUCACAGCACUCAGGAGUCCGGCCCCGCUGGAUUUCUUCAUUAAACCACAAACUUGUAUCCUGAAUAUUGACUUAGAAGGAGUAUGUCUGAGGCAAUAGUACUGGUGUCUGAAUGGAAGGAAAGUUCUAUUUGCUAGAAUUGAAUCCUGGUCCGUUUGGCCUUUUCCUAAACGGCACCUGUUUUCAAAGCAAUAUGGUUAUAACCAGCAAAAUGAAGGAUUCCUGUGGAAAUGCCAAAAAUGUAGCUUUUUGGGAUUGACCUUUCAUACUGCCCUUCAAAAAGAUGCCCUGGAAGGUUCCAUUCAUGGAUCAAAGUGCAAUGACUUCUGAAAUUCUCUUGUCAUUGGGAGAGAGGAAGUGAGGGUCCAAGGGAGCAGGAGUCCGUGACAUUAAUGCUGUGUUAAUCCUUGGAGAAGGAUGAUCUGAUAUAAUGUAACCUGCCAGCAAGCACAAGCAUUGACUGAUCUGGCCAAUCCAUCUGCACAAAUAUACACAUCUGUUUCUUUGAGGUGCACUGCACUGAUGCACCUUGAAUUUUUUGAAUUGGUGGCUGGGUAUGAAAUGCAUCAGUGGCUUUAACUAGCUAACCCUGCAGGGAGCUUCGUCAGCAAUGGGCCAUAGCAAGGUGGGGAGGUUGGGGGGGAGGGGGUUUGCGGUUGUAGAGGUUUACAUCUUGUGAGUCCAGAACACAACUGGAGGCAGAAAUGGGAAUGGAAUUGGACUGGUCUGGGCUGUGCUGGGAUGGUUGGUCUAUAACAAGCAUGCCACGAUGCUGAUUGCCUAUUUUUUGGUCUGAUGCAGAUGUUACCUGCAUAAUUAAAAAAGGUGGGGGUGGGGGUGUCUCAGUAAAGUCUUGUAACAGGCUUCAUUUUGAAGGUGUAUUCGAUAUGUAGCAGAGCUCUUAAUCCUUUUUUUAUACUGAAACACACUUUAGUAACAAUAACUUUUGAAAUAUUGGCAAGCAACAGAGCCGUUCUUAAUUCUAAAGAAUAGACUGAAGAAAUUGUCUUCUAACCAAGAACUUAAUGGAAGGAUUCAUGUUGUCUUUGAUAAGCACACAUCAGCACUGCCAAUCAUGUUUAUUACUGGAAUUGAGACGAUACUUAUCUAUGAGAGAUCUGCCGUGUACAGCCCUCAUCUUGCGUUGCCUUAGUCUGACUGGUACAUAACAGUCUUCAAAUGGCGACAGGUAGUUUCAGCAUUAGUAUGGAUCUUCUGCUGCUGCUGCUUGAGUAGGUAUCAGCAUUUUUUUUUGUGUUGCAACAAGGCCUUUUUUACGGCAUUUAAUGGAAGAUGGUAUCUUAUCUCAUGGAUGGGGGCCAGAGACAGGCCUCAGGUUCCACAUUUACCAAUCCAGAACCAACUUAGAAUUUGUUCAAAUGCUACCUUGGUCAGUUUGGCACUCAAACGACACAAGCUGGCUUAUUCAGGGAGUUUAGCCUAUCAGUGUUUUCUUUUCACUAGAACUGAGGCUUGUAUACAGUCUAACAGAAAGAUUGUGAAGGAGUACGUGGCUGAAUUCAGCUUCCAAGACCAUUUCCAUCUCUAACAAAAAAAAUGAUGGAGUGCUGACAUCUUUGCAUGUCCUUCCAGUAGUGUCAAGAUCAUCACUUGCUCUUUACCCAAGCCAUAAGGUUAAUCGGAAACUGCAUGAAUGAUUACUACCUGGCUCUGUAGCUUUGCUGUCCAGAAAUGAUGCAUUGCAAGUCUUCGCAAAGGCUACACUGCAGUGCUGCUGAACAUUAGAAAGAAAUGCAACAUCUAUAUACAAUCUCGAACAGUCAGCUCCAGUGAACAAUUUAUGUUUUGUGCUGUUCAACAUUUUUUUCAUUGUCCAGUUAUCCCCCUCCCCUAUUAGGAUGCUAACUUUCCACUUCUGUGUCCUGAGGUGUUGACAGUCUGAUUAAUAACCUGCAUUUAAAUGUUGUUUUCUAAAUACAUCCAUAUUGUCCUCAUAAUGGCACAGCAACCGUACAGCCUCUGAUAAGCAGAGUCCUCAACCCAGAGUGCAGACAUUCUUUUUCCAGCCAAGAGGUGGACAGGACUGAGAAGAUUUCUGUCCAUACAUAGCUUUGGUUAAACAGGGAGUGUAGCAUUGUGAAUAGGAUUUACUAUGGGUCCUAUCAAGCAUCCUUGGUCAAUGAAUCACUUAACAUAUAUUGUAUAAUACUGCAGGAGCAAUCAAGAAAAAAAUCUGUGAUUGCCUGUACUUAAAGCUGCCUGUAACCCAGUGUAAAGAUAAGUACAUCAAGUGUAACAGUUUUUAUUGACUGGACCUCAGAAGGAUAGCUUCCUGUCAGUGUCAUGUAGUUUAGGUGUAACUUCUUAUCUUACUGUCAAGAGUAGAUUAUUGAUAAAAUAUUCAGCUGCCUCUCUUAUCCAAUAAAUCAUUCAUAGAUUUCUACCACACGCAUUCUGUCAAUCAAAGCAAUCAGGAAUUAGUCACUUGGUAGUCCAGAACUUCAGCAUUACUGAAGAAAGGACGAUGCUGUUUCUUGAGCUUGUCAUCUGGUACUCAUUAGGAUAGAUGCAAAACUGCAAAAUUUCAGAAGGAGUAACAAUUCAUACUGCUUGAGAAAAGGGGGCCAGCUAUUCAGUACUCCUUUCUCAUGGACAGUGAAUCGUUACUGACGUUGAAAUUUGGUAGUUUUGCAUCUGUCCUGAGAAUGCCAGGCUCAAAGUUUUGACAGUCCGUCACCUUUUUCCGGGAAUUAAUAGCAAUCAACAUAUUCCUUUGCCUCAUUUCAGCAAUGACUUGACCACCUAUAAAGUGAUGGUGAUCUGGUGACACAGUGAAGGGCGGCACGGUGGCUCCAUGGUUAGCACUGCUGCCUCACAGCACCAGGGACCUGUGUUCAAUUCCAGCCUUGGGCAACCAUCUUUGUGGAAUUUGCACAUUCUCCCUGUAUCUGCGUGGGUUUCCUCUGGGUGCUCCAGUUUCCUCCCUCAGUCCAAAGUUGUGCCAGUUAGGUGGACUGGCCAUACUAAAUAUCCCAAUCGACACAGGCUUGGAGGGCCAAAGGGCCUGAUCCUGUGCUGUAGGUUUCUUUGUUUCUUUGUUUCUGUAUGACACUGGCCUUGCCAUUACGGAGAAAGUCAGUGUUUGUUACAUUGGGCAGGUAUGAGAACAGACAGCGCAAUCUUGGAAGGAGUGAGCAAAACCUCACGGUGCAGGUACUUAGCCAUGAGCUGACUGUUGUCCUUAUUACCUUGAUUUGACAUGGCUUUUCCCCCAGGCUCCUUCACCUCAAACUCUUCAGAAAGAUGCACUUGACUUCCCUUCUUAUUUUGAAUUCCAACUCAAAGAAUUUGAAACUUCACUGGAACUGUAAACAAUCAGUCACUGUGGUUUGAGUUUGAAUAUGUUUUGCUCCCUCUGACCUUGAGUUUAUGUACUAUUUACUUUGAAUGUACUGCAGUUUUUCAAAUUCAAUUUCUGAGAGACACUGUUAAUUUCAGUGUAAUGUCACUGAUGUAUAUAAAGAAGAUUCAUGUGAAUGUCUGUACAGCUUGCACCUGUCCUUUCAGGUCAUUACUGCCUUCAUCAGGCAGAUGUAUGGAAGCCUGGCUGAAAGAUCAUUUUACUGAGGUCACCUCAUAAUUCAGUACGUUGGGAGGCCAAUUUCAGGAAGCGCUAAAGUGCAAGAGAAAUUCAAGAUUUUUGUUGCCGAGUUUUCACAGCUUCUUUAGUCACUAAACAGCCUCCGAAAUGAACAAGAAUGGGGUCUUGAGCUGAAGCCUGGGUUUUACCCACAUUUAAGUGCAAGAGACCUUCAUGCUAUAGAAAUGGAAGCCUACAUUAGGGCUUGCUGCCCAGUGGGUCACUAAGGUACCAAGAUCCCUUAACUUUCCUGUUUACGCUUAUUAACAAUACUGUGGGGUAUUUUGGCAGUCAACACUUGAGUAAAGCUUUCGAAGCACAUGAGGGGGACUUUUCAUCAGAACUGAUGAAGAGUCCGCUGGAUUUGAAACGUUAAUUCUGCUUUCUCCCCACAGAUGCUGUCAAAGCUGCUGAGCUUCACCGGCAAUUCCUGUUUCUGUGUCAAGUAAUUGCUCCCUCAGUGCCUGUGCCAUCCUGAAACCUACCCCAAUGUCUGUCUCAGCCAGUGUGCUCCUCACUGUCAGUGGAGCCCACAGUUACUGUUUCAUGAAAAGUUCUUCUACUUCGCAAGUGCAAAUUAAGGCAUAAGACCAUAAGAAGUAGGAACAGGAGAAGGCUGUUUGGCCCUCAAGUCUGCUUUGCCAUUCAAUAGGAUAAUGGCUGAUCCAGUAUUCCUCACAUCCACUUCCCUGCAUUUUCCCCAAAACCCUUGAUUCCCCUGCUAAUCAAGAAUCUAUCUCUGCCAUAAAUAAUCACAAAGACUGUGACCUCACAGCUCUCAACAGGCAUUAAUGUGGCAACAUUGACAUGCAGGAAGAAAAUCCAAGGGUAAUUUUAGUGAAAUGGCACUAAAUAUUGCGCUAAUAAGAUAUGCAUGUUUGAAGGUUUGGUUUUUGUCCUCAACUUUGUGCCUAAUCUUUCAAUGCCUUCAGGGUUCUUAAGGGACUUGACAGGGUAGAUGUUGAGAGGUCUUUUCCCCCAUGGGAGAGUCUCAGACCAGAGGGCACAGUCUCAGAAUAAAGGACCACCAAAUUUAAGACUGAAAUGCAGAGGAAUUUCUUCUGUCAGAGUUGAGAGUCUUUGGAACUCCUUGCAUGAUUCGGGUGCGUUUUCAAAAGAUUCAUUCAUAGGAUGAAGGUGUUGCCUCUGAGGCCAGAAUCUAUUGCUAAAUUCUGUUCCAUUCCAAUAUUCUUGUAAUUUGAACUUUGGUCCAGUGGAGCAAGCAGUCAUCUGUGGGGGGGAGCAGUAGGUUGCUAAAGCUUUGGGACCUGUUAAGCUGAGGGCGGAGGUAACGUUCGCUUAUGAAGUAAGAAUCUUUUCGGCUGACCUGGAACCAGUCCAGACUAGACCCGCCUUGCUAAAUGGGCUGGAUAUCUACCGAAGAAAACUUCACACCGUCUCCACAUUUCCCAGCUCCCCUCCAACCAUUAACUAGGUUUUAAAGUGAAAGCGAAUACCAGCCAGACAGAAAUUUUCCAUUACAUUCUUGUACUAUGGUAUGAUGUAAGGGUUAUGGACUUGGUAUAAAUGACAGGAAACUGUUUGAUCAUGCUGCACCCAAAAUAAUUCUGCUCCUGUACUCCACAAUCAAUGAAAUGACUGGUUAAUAGGCUUCCUGGAGGCUUCCUGCCUCCAACUGGGCAAAGACCAUGCAAAGUAUUCCGACACUAUCAUUAAACAUGGAGCUGAACAUGGAAACUCAGUGUGCCAUUCUCCAGAUCAGAGAGCAGCUCUCAAUCUUCCUGUUAUUGUGAAGAGUGCAUUCAGAAUUGUAGCCAACAUGAUAAUAAUUCUUAAAUGAAUUUAGAUUAUUUUGAGCUUUUGACUCACCUAACCUUGAGCUAGUUAGCCCACACCAAAACCAGAAUAUUUGGAUUAGUCCUUCCACGACACAGCUUCUGCUGGUAUUAUAACAGGUCAUGUGAGGUGUUAUAUUUUUGGUUUUAAUCAUUGUUUUUUGGUUGCUAUAUCAUUAGUUAUAAACAAGACUAGGUGAAACCCUGCCUUGCUGUUCAAUGAAAAUGUUGACCCUUCUAUUUUAAUGACAAGGCGGUAUAAACGUGUUUAGUAAAAUCCUAUUUCCCUCUCCUCCACCCCCCCAACUGACUUCGCCCUGCCUCCACCCACACCCCCCAUCCGUACACCUUAACAUUAUCCAUAUGGAUGAUUCACCCAUUGUGGGUGGUGGAAAAUCAUGAGAGUGGCCUCAGGAUUUUUAGGUAUCUCCUGUCCCAUGCCCUUCAGUUUCUUGUUGGAAUGUCAGCCACGUUUAAUGACACUGGGGUAGGUUUAGGGUAAGUGGUAACAACAGUUCAAUCUCAUACCAAGUCAUAAACACCAUUCUUCCAGUUUUAAUGGAGGCAACCAAUCACUCUCAGGGCAAUCACUCAAUGAAAAAUAUUUAAGGAGGCUUCUAUUUUAACAGAUAUUUUACAUUGCACACAGGGAAGUUAGAUUUCCCAGAGCUCGGAAAUGGAAUCAAGAAUAGAUGAGACUACGUGUUAAUUCCAUUCACGGCACUGCUUGUAUCAUAGAGAGAUCUACAGCACAGAAAAGAGCCCUUCAGCCCAUUAUGUUUAAAACAACCACCUAACUAUUCUAAUCCCAUUUUCCAUCACUUGGCUUGCAUGCCUUGGCAUCACAAGUGCACAUCUAAUUUUUGCAAUAUUGUUGGCUAGGAGGGGCAGAAGUGUUCACCUCAGCCCCAAUAAUUCAAAGUGGCUUGCAAGUUAAUGCUGCUACCGUUCAUCCCUCCACCCAAAGCACUACAAGCUUUGACAUCCCUGAUUUCCACUCCCCUCCAUUCCGUCUCCCUCUCCAUUCUCCUGUGUAGCCUUCUACUUCCCCGACUUCUUCCUUGCAAGCUUUCCUGAUGGUCAAUCAGACUGACUGCUGAGAAGGAACCCUGUUUAGCAAAAAAAAGAGAUUUUGUCAUUAAUUUCUGCAAGAUGUCCACUUCCAUCUUAAAGUCCUCAUCCUUCUUGAACCAGUGCCCACAAAUUCCAGCCAGAAUAGUCAAGUUCUGGUUGUUCCCUCAGCGGUCUUGCCUGGAGAUCACACUGUUAUAAGUGAUUAGGAUUGAUUUCACAAACCCAUUUCUAUCAUGGUACUAUUCUUCACUCGCUGCUUUCUGGUGGUGAAAUAAUCCUACUGGGUAACUCUGCUGUCGUUUCCAUCAUGAGUUCCAUUGGUGACAGUUUGUACAGACAACUCUUAUGUUAUAGCGCUUAGACUUUUGUUUCAAUAAAUGUAGUUUGCUGUAAAAUAAGCUGUGUUGUAAGUCCUACUGUCGCUCCCAACCUGUCACUGUCAGUACUUACUCCGUUAUGAAGAAUGCUAGUUAAUAAUCACCAGCUUCGGUCUGCAUUUGUCUGUCCCUUUGUGUUAAAACAAUCACAUCCCAGUUGGAAGGUUGUUGGUUAAAUGAGUUAGGAUUCACCUGAGUGGAAAAUUCCAGAGAUAAAGUAUAUUUUUUUGGGAUGGCCACAGAAUCGUAAUAGCACGUUUAGGGUACACUCUAUAAAGUGAAGGUGUUCCCUUUUGAUAAAGGCACUAUCAGUCUCUCAGGCUGAAUUGCUGCUGCAGCAGCUUAAAGAACGGACUAAUGAAAUUCUGAGUAAUUGUUGAUACUGAGUAAUCGCUGCAUUACAUGGAAAAUGUGAAUAGUAUUUUUUAUAGAUUGUUAAAGAAAUGGCUAGAUGCAUUUGUAAAUAAUAAGGAAGACUAUUGCUUUUAAUUUGUGGAAUUGUUUUCUUUUAAGAAUACUUGUCCCUUUAGGGUUGUUUUGUAUAUAUGUAUUUGGACUGUGCAGCUUUUUUUUUAAAAAUUCACAGCAUCGUAGAACUGCUGAUGAUUAUGUGUUCAGCACUAGUUAACGUGACGUGUUUUAACUUCUGCGUUUGGCUUUAGCUUUAGGAAGCCUUAGCUCUGUGUGUGCUGUCUUGUUAAUUAGCUUUUGGAAAUCCAGCUUAAGACAAGCAAUUGUAAUUCGCACCAUUGCAAUACCAGUAACUGACUUUAAAGCUAAAAUUCUCUUGAGUGACUAGUUUAACCUCUUAAGCUCUUUUCUUUUAAGUGAUAAUGUUCAUUUUCAGCUACUAAUAUUUGUUUGCUCAUUCACAGUGUAAACCUGCUUCCUAAGUUGUUCACUUGAGCACUUGGGUUUACAGUUACGAUACUGUUAAAUGAGCAGGAGUAAAAUGCAGCAUCUUACAGCUUGGGCAUCAUCUACGCUGUACAAUUGGAAGACUGUUCAUUUUUGUUACAUGAAUCUGUCAAAAAUAUAUUUUUAAUUUAAUAUAAACAAAGUUAAAUAAACUGUGAACCAUU